Molecule: messenger RNA, 1506 nt
Organism: Hirsutella rhossiliensis
Lineage: Eukaryota; Fungi; Ascomycota; Sordariomycetes; Hypocreales; Ophiocordycipitaceae
Product: mob1/phocein family domain-containing protein
Exons: 2
Coding region: 1-1506 (501 amino acids)
Cellular component (GO): cytoplasm
Source: RefSeq, a predicted model, not a curated record
AUGGCGCUGGCAUCGAGCUCGCCUCGACUGCCGAGUCCGCCGCCGCCGGCAGAGAUUCAGCUCGGCCCCAAGUCUCCCUCGGGCGGCGUCACCGUCAGCCCACACGAUACCCAGAUGGAGCAGACGCUGCUCGACGCCAACUCGAGGAGGCGCGUCCAUCCCGGAACAAGGGCGGCUGACAUGGCCGCCGGGCCGCCGCUCAUCCCCUUGAACGAGCUUGACUCCGCCUUCCAGCUCCAAGAGCACCUCGCCGCCCUGCACUACCACCACACAGCUUCCUCGACGCAGGCCCUCACGCGUACGACGGCUCUGCAUCUCGCUCAACCCCCGCCCGGCAUCGACCGCACCCUCUGGCUCUACGAACUGUGCCGCUUCCUCAUCUCCCAGUGCAACUCCCUCAUUGUCGGCUUCCUCUUCGACUCCCCUCCAUGCAGCGCAGGCACGUGCCCCGAGAUGCGAGCCUCGGAGUGGCAGUUUCUCUGCGCUGUCCACGAGCAGCCCAAGAGUUGCUGCGCCAUCGACUACUGCUGUCACACCCUCGACUGGGCCGCCAAUGUCGUGUCCGACCAAAAGAUCUUCCCGAGCAGAUUCGUCGUCUUGAGUGACACGCACAACAAGAACUUGGGCAUUAAAAACUUGGUCAAUGUCUUUCGGAGACUGCACCGAAUAUUCGCCCAUGCCUGGUUCCAGCAUCGCAGCGUGUUCUGGACUGUCGAGGGGCAGACGGGCCUCUACGUUUUCUUCAAGACAGUGUGCGACUUGUACGACCUGCUGCCUGCAGAGAACUAUAAGCUUCCACCAGAGGCCGAGGGUCUCGACGACGCGGUCUCCGAACCAGAGGCCGAAAAGCCGCCUCCGACCAUCUUGAAGCCGACAAUGCAGCAGCGCGGAGGAUUCGGCGACGACGACGGCUUGCACUCGGUUGGCCGCACCAAUACUCGGAGACAUAUUAGGAGCAGUCCCUCUACAGGAAGUGCUGUGACGACGGUGAUGGAGACUGACGAGGAGGAUGCGGAUACUGCCUCGGGCAAGUUGUUGAAUGUGCACGCGUCCGACCCGCCGCAGCCGCCCGCAGAAGAGCAUGAGCCCGAGGCGGCAGAGAUUCCCGUCAUUGUGGAGCAGGCCGCGCCAGUCAGGGCGCCGUCACAGACAGCGUCGGCCCCCAGGGAGGUGCAGGAAUCGACAGACCCGGCAGAGCCCGUGGACGCGGGACAAACAGACACCACGGCGCAGCCAGAGCACGAUGAACAUAAUGAUGAUGCCGCUCACCCAGAUGGCUCGGCCGACUCGUCGGCAGAAAUCGCUGGCAAAAAUGAAGCCCCAGCCCAGCCUGCUGAGGCGCCCGAGGAGGAAGCGCCACCAGAUCCCGAGCCGGCUGCCGAAGUAGCAGAGGAGCCAACGUUGGAAAAACUCGAGGAGCCUGGCACUGAUCUAACUGAAGAGACAGCGGCGAAGGCAGAGACGGCAGAGGUAUCGGCGACGGAAGAGUCAAAGGCGGACAAGUAG